GUCACUGUCGCCCGGGCGAGAGGGAAGAGGCCAGGCCGGAGACUGAGACCCCGGUGCGGGAGCGCCAGAAGGAGCCGCGCGGAGCUAUUGCCGCUACAGGCCGCCGCCAUGCCCAACUCUAAGCGGCGAGGAGGGGGUAACCCGCGCGGAGCAUCAGGUGCCCAGCACAGAAACAUGCAGCCUUUUAGUGAUGAAGAUGCAUCGAUUGAAACUAUGAGCCACUGCAGUGGCUUCAGUGAUCCUGCUAGCUUCACUGAGGAUGGGCCUGAAGUUGAUGAAGAAGCAAGCCAAGACGACUUGGAGUACAAACUGAAGGGAUUCAUUGACCUUACAUUGGACAAGAGUGCAAAGACAAGGCAAUCUGCUCUUGACGGUCUUAAAAAUGCCAUGACUUCAAAAAUAUUGUACGAGUUCAUCCUGGAAAGGAGAAUGACACUAACGGAUAGUAUUGAACGUUGUAUCAAGAAAGGCAAGAGUGAUGAACAGCGUGCAGCAGCAGGGCUGGCUUGUCUGCUUUGUGUGCAGUUGGGGUCAGGCAUUGAAAGUGAGGAAGUCUUUAAGACCCUUGCGCCAAUUCUGAAGAAGAUACUUUCUGAUGGGUCAGCAAAUGUACAAGCAAGGCAAGCUUGUGCCACCUGCUUAGGAGUCUGUUGUUUUAUUGCCACUGAUGAUAUCACAGAGUUAUAUUCAACUAUGGAAUGUCUAGAAACUGUCUUCAGCAAAUCCUAUCAGAAUGAGCGGAAUUCGAAUGGUGUUUCCAGCACCCAGAACACCGUUCUUCACAUCAGUGCUCUCUUGGCAUGGACCCUUCUGUUGACCAUCUGCCCAAUGAAUGAAGUAAAGAAAAAACUUGAAAUGCAUUUGUAUAAAUUUCCCAUCCUGCUGUCCUGUGAUAACGUAAACAUGAGGAUUGCUGCUGGGGAGACAUUGGCUCUCUUGUUUGAACUGGCAAGAGAAUCAGAUGGGGAUUUCUUUUAUGAAGAUAUGGAACUUCUAACCCAGAAAUUGAAAGCUCUGGCUACCGAUGGGAAUAAACACCGUGCUAAGGUAGACAAAAGGAAACAGCGGUCUGUCUUCAGAGAUGUUUUGCGAGCGGUAGAGGAGCAUGACUUCCCUACUGAGACGGUAAAAUUUGGACCGGAGCGCAUGUACAUUGACUGCUGGGUUAAAAAACAAACAUAUGAUACAUUCAAGGAAAUUUUGGGAUCAGGAAUGCAAUAUCAUUUGCAGUCGAAUGAGCUCCUCCGGAACAUCUUUGAACUCGGGCCACCACUAAUGCUUGAUGAGGCAGCUCUUAAAACCAUGAAGAUACCCCGUUUCGAAAGGCAUCUGUACAACUCUGCAGCAUUCAAAGCACGGACAAAGGCUCGAAGCAAAUGUCGUGAUAAAAGGGCAGAUGUGGGGGAAGUGUUCUAGAGCAACUCUUGAAGACCUUUAACUUGAUUUUGAUUAAAUCCAAUUCCUGUUAAGUGUAAUUAAUUGUGUAUUUAAAGUGAAAUGGGGCUUUUUAACUGUUACCUCUUAGGUAUCUUCUUGCACAUACAUAGAGUAAUUGAUGUGAUGUUUGUUAACUGCCUAGAUGGAUAUGUGUAAUGUAGAUUACAAUGUAGAAGGGUGGGAGGGAAGCUUCUGACACUUUAUGGUGAGUAAGAUUGGCUCAUGACUUUGGCAUAAUUCUUACAUCACUGUUAGUCACAUGGUGCUGAGGACUGAUUUGAUUCAGCUCAUUGUUUUUAGAAUUCUAAUGAAAUAGGUGAACAGCUCUAAGAACAUUCUGCAAGGCUCAGCAUGCCUCUGAACAAGCUGCUAUUUUAUAGUCAACGAAACAUUUUUAAAGUAAAUAUCCAGGCUGUUAAACUGAUGUUGCAGUACCACGCAGGGUCCCUCAAGCUCAGCUACCAACCUUUACAAUGAAGUAGCACACAAUCGUUUAAAGAAAUGUUAAGCAUCAUAUGCUGAAACUUUGGAUAAUAAAAUAUAUUUAUCUCUGAAAGCUGCUUUUGUUCAAAAAUGUCUGUUUGAAAUGAGUUGUCAGAGCUUUGAUAAUUCUAGGUGGAUGAUUUAAUGGCUGUGGUGGAAGGGUUGCAGCUGUUUAAAAUGAAUUAAGCAACUUGCAAUGUAAUUUGAAGUGGGAUGGGGAAGAACAGUGGGCCUCACACUUGGGCGCUGCAGAGGCCUCCGCCCCAACAGACUACAGGCAGAGAUUUUUUUCCAUAGGCUGAUGUCAGCUACAUCCUAACCCCCUCCAGCAGGGUCAACAAUGGGCUUGCACUGUUAAGAUACUUCUUUUAAUAUAGAAUAAGCCCACUUUUUCACCAUAUCCCUUUUGGUUUGGAAGAGAGUGUCUGUCAAGGCAGUAUUGUCAAUAUGACUUUUCUAUAAAGAUUAUAUAGCAUUGCUGCCCCACUGACUUCUGUAAGCAACCUCUUGCCUUUAUAUGUCGAUUAUGUCUAGAUGCAUUAAGUCCUCUAAUCAUUGAAACAUAAAUCCUAAAAUCAGAUAAAUGCCACAACGGAAAUAGCACAAAUUGUCCUUAUAUUUCUCCCCUCAAAAUGCACUGGCAAAAACAAUUUUGGCUUGUUGCUGAAAGGCAAAGGGGCUCUGGGCCCAGGGAAUUCCAAAGUUUAGGUAUCACACCAGAAAAGGCUUAAUCUCUGGUUGUUGUCUGCCUAGGCAUACAGAGCAGUCAGAGCAGAGCCUCUGAUGUUGCCAUGUGGACAGGUUAAUGCAGGAGAAGGUAGCGUUCAGAUGUCCUUGGGCUAUUUAGGGCUUCAAAGGUCAGAACCAGCACUUUGAAUUCAGCAUUAAAACCAACUGGAAGCCAGUGAAGAUCUUUCAGCUGUGAGUGCCAAGUCUAGGUUAAUAGCCUGAUCAACACAUUCAGCCAUAGCUUCUGAAUGCUCUUCAAAAGUAGUCCUCCUGCAGUAGUUGAAGCAUAGAUUAUUAAAGCAAGAGUUCUUCCCCAGGAGAGAAUGUAACAUGAGUCAGCUGAAGCUGGUGGAAGGCUACAGAUGCCAUCUGAUCCUCAAAGAGCAAAACAAGGUCCACUGGUAUUCCCAAACACCCUGAUCCAUAAGGCGGAGAGAUCUAGAAAGCCACUCACUAGUGCCUCUCAACUGAGCUUCAGUUAUUGGCCCCUAUCCAGUCCAUUACUGACCCCAGGCACAUGUUUAGAACAACAGCAGGUAUACUUUCAUUAGGUGGAAAAAGAGAAAGCUAUAUAUUGGUGUCACUUUACCCAAACCAACCUUUACAAGCAGUUCUAUGUAGAUACAAAACCGUAUAGCAAGCGUGACAAAAGGUACUAGGGACCAAGCAUGACUGAGAAAGUUCUCAAUCAAUUUUUGCUCAAUGUAGAACUGCUUGCUAAACCUUUCUGCAAGCCCAGCCACCUUGAACCAAGAGAAGCCUGGCUUUGCUUCAUAAUGAAGGUAGUAGUGUGCUUCCUUCACAUUUUAAAAACCGGCUUUUUUUUUAAAAAAAGGGUUGCUCACAGCAAUAUUUAUUUAUUUUUGCAUAACCUGCUUUAUAUGAUCUAGAAUGCAAUAUAGCCUAGGUACCACUGCACUAUAAAUCCUAAUCUACAUUUCACAUUACUAUCUGGCAUCUCAAGGGGAGAAAUACCCUACCAAAACUUAAACCGUAUUAAAAUUGGGGUUAAAAAUGCGAAGUCAGAUUUUGUUUUAUAGGAUAAUACUUGCACGAUAGUUACCUAUUUAGCCAUAGAAGCAACUCCAAUCACAUGGAAAUAGGCUGUAGUAAUAAAACUAUUAUUAAUGUUCAUUAUUUCUACUACUGUACACAUUGAUAUAUGAAAUAUUGAAAUGGGAACAAAUGAUCUAUUGAGACCUUAAUCUUAUUACAACUACAUGGAAACACCCAGCAGAGCCCAGAAAAAAAUUGUCUAAGAAUACAAGGAUGAAUUUGUCAAUAGAUUAAAGCAGGAGACAAUAUUUUUGCUGGAAGAAAUUCUGCAAAUAUGUCCUUCUAGUAAGUAAGGGCUUGUAUGUUACACUUUUGCAAUAUAGCAGAUUUAUAAGGUUUUUAAUAUUAACAUACAUGCAUAGGCUUUAGUGGCACUCUGUCAUGUUUAUAAUUUUUUUUAAUGCCAAUAUUAAUUUUUUAAUGCCAUUGUGGCAAUGUGUUUAAUUGACCUAAAUAUGUUUUAAUACUAUGUGUUUCAUUGUACUCUAUUUUAUUAUUAAUGUUACAGCCCCCUGAAAAAGGCUUUAAAAUAAAGGACAGAUCGAAACCGCU
Molecule: messenger RNA, 4257 nt
Organism: Elgaria multicarinata webbii
Lineage: Eukaryota; Metazoa; Chordata; Lepidosauria; Squamata; Anguidae
Gene: IFRD1
Product: interferon related developmental regulator 1
Exons: 12
Coding region: 109-1416 (435 amino acids)
Cellular component (GO): nucleus
Source: RefSeq, a predicted model, not a curated record